Messenger RNA from Striga asiatica, 1974 nucleotides. The record is from the annotation of a GenBank genome assembly. NCBI's taxonomy places the organism in Eukaryota, Viridiplantae, Streptophyta, Magnoliopsida, Lamiales, Orobanchaceae.
UUCGAGUUUAUUUGAGUCACUAUUCACUAAUCACUCUCAAAAGUCAAAAGUCAAAACCCUCGAUUUCAUGGUCCUCUAAACCCCUUCUUCCCAAAAGGUUGUUUUGCUGUUCCCCAUUUCUCCCCAAGAUGCAAAUCGCAGGCAUAAUCGAGAGAUCAAAAGCACGAUUUUUGGUCUCCGCAUACGGAAAAUUCUCCUUGUAUUCAGAAUCCUUUCGCAACCCUAAACCCCUUCAUCUAAUUUCUCCGUCUACAUCACCGCCGACCGUCGGCAGCGCACUCCGGCUGGCUUCGGGUCUCGUCCGGGCCUACCACGACGGCAGGCCAAGGGGACCUCUUUGGAGGGGAAAGAAACAGAUCGGAAAAGAGGCUCUUUUCGUCAUACAAGGCCUCAAGCGCUUCAAAGACGACGACGAGAAGAUUGAUAAGUUCAUCAAAACGCACGUGCUCAGGCUUCUCAAGAUGGACAUGGUUGCCGUGCUUGUAGAGCUCGAGCGGCAAGAGGAGGUUUCCCUUGCUGUCAAGAUGUUUAGAGUGAUCCAGUCACAAGACUGGUACAGCCCGGAUGUGUAUCUGUACAAGGAUUUAAUUGUUUCCUUGGCCAGAAGGAAGAAGAUGGACGAUGUCAUGAAACUAUGGGAAGAUAUGAGAAAGGAAGGUUUAUUCCCAGACUCUCAGACGUAUACAGAAGUUAUCCGUGGUUUUCUGCAGAAUGGUUCUCCUGCUGAUGCCAUGAACGUUUUUGAGGAUAUGAAGAAAUCUCCAGAUCCUCCUGAACAGUUGCCGUUUAGAAUAUUACUGAAGGGGCUUUUGCCUCAUCCGUUGUUGAGGAACAAGGUGAAGCAAGAUUUCGAGGAGAUUUUUCCCGACCAGCGUGUUUAUGAUCCUCCUGAGGAGAUUUUCGGAUUGCGAUGAAGCUUUGUGCUUUCUUACGUGUUGUGCUAUCUAAUAUCUUUUGGAGAAGCUGGACUCACUUGAAGCUGAGAAAUUAAAAGAGCUGGACUUGAAGAUGCUAGAGAUCUUUCAUGGUCUUUAAUGACGAGAAAUUCUUGAGGUAUUAUUCCUUUUUGAAUUGGCAAAUCUAAAAAGGUUGCUCUUUAGUGUCCUUUUUUUGUGCAUGAGGCCGAGUGCAACAAUGUGGAUAAUCUAAUGUAUUUUUCCUCAUAUAAUAUAGAGCCAGACAGUACAACUUGUGUUAAAUUAUGUUUGUAAUAUUCUGUCUAAUUACCAAAUUCGGUUGAAGGGCGUGAUCAAAUAUUUCCCGUGUGAUAUGAGUUGAUGGGAACAAAAGUGGUACUUCAAGACCUUGAUCAAAUUAUCUGAAAAACAAGUUAAGCUUACCAAUAACAAGUUAGAACCUGCAGAAAAUUCUAAAUAUUGAGGCAUCCACCUCAUCCUAACCGUAAAGUUUGUUCCCGUAUCAUAUAUGUAUAUACACAUCUAUACAUAGCACGUAAUUAGCCAACAUUAAGGGUCAUGAGGUGGGGGCAGAAUGCAAAACUCAGAAAAGCACAUUUUGGAUGGUUGAGAACUAUCAUGCAACACCAUAGACCUGCACAAUGGGCAGGUAAAUUGGCAUCUCUCGAGCCAUUUUUCCAUACACCCCACGUGAAAUACAUGCCCGCAUCUCGGUAAUUUGUUCACCAAGUCUUCUUUCUCAAACACUGUCAAGCAAAUUGAGCACAAUUCUUCAUUUUCAUCAUAUCCAAUGCUUUCUCCUCUGUUUCCUAUGCUGAACUCCUCCAAAUCUUGAAAACAUGAAACUUGAAGAUUCAGCUCGUGGGCUGGGGGCGCUUCUUGUUCUUGAAAAUGAGUGUUUUCUAGGUGAUGAUGGUUUGGGUUAUUGAUAAAGAAGGUGAAGAUUGUGAGUAUUGAUUGAGCUGUUUGGAUGAAUGGGAUCCAUAUGCAUGUGUAGAGGAUCAAGGUAAAUGUGCACAAAUGGGAUUCUGCAUAUAUGCAGAUCAUUUUUUUUAAU